Molecule: messenger RNA, 511 nt
Organism: Coregonus sp. 'balchen'
Lineage: Eukaryota; Metazoa; Chordata; Actinopteri; Salmoniformes; Salmonidae
Source: the annotation of a GenBank genome assembly
AUGACGUUCACGAUCUUUAUUCCCAGUGUAACUCUGCCCUACUACAAUGGAGGAGUCCAACUGGAGCGGAAUGCAGUUUACACCAAACUCUACUCCAAGGUUGGCCUGGUUGUCAUGUGGAAUGGAGAAGAUGCCGUCAUGGUAAGCCGUUAUAAGAAUCAAAACAGUAUAUCUUUUUUUUAUUUUGCUUUGUAAGAAUUCAAUACGUUUCACUGAAAUGGACUGUUAUCGUUAAACAGUGAACCAGCGUAAAACGAACCUGUGCAGAUGCACAGAUACUGUGUGUGAGCGUUGUCUUGCGUCUCUCUCAACUCGGUAUCUGAGCUGCUGCUCGUGGCAACGUCGUUUCGCUGAGUCUACCUUGAAAAAUAGUUGACCCCAUCACUGUUUGCGUUAGGUGGAGCUGGACUCAGAGUACACCAACCGUACCUGUGGUCUCUGUGGAGACUUCAAUGGCCUUCCAGUCCACAAUGAGUUUAUUCAUAAUGGUGAGCAUUUAUACGAAUUAUAA